GGGGGCGCGGUCACAGCGUCGGCAUUGGCAGCAGCAGCAGCAUGGCGCAGCUCACGGCGAGGUUCCGCACCGAGAACCGCAGGUACGCCGUGGAGGAUGUGCCCUUUUCUGUGCCAGUGGCCUCCGAGGCCGCCGACCUCAGCCGCCUCAUCAACAAGCUGCUGGCCGCCAGCAACGUGGAUCACAAAUGUGUGGAAUUUGACUUUCUUAUCAAUGGCCAGUUCUUGCGUAUGCCCCUGGUCACGCACAUGGAAAUGGAAAAUAUCUCCACAGAAGAAGUGGUGGAAUUGGAGUAUGUGGAGAAAUAUAUGGCCCCCCAGCCAGAGGAAUGUAUCUUACAUGAUGACUGGAUCAGUUCUGUUCAAGCCAGUGAAGAAUGAUUCUCUACCCUGUGAUAGGAUUUUAACUGGCUGCUACGAUCAGACUGCUCAGAUCUGGUCUUUGGAAGGAAAAUCCAUCAUGACGUUAGCUGGGCAUACAGAAGUAGUAAAGGAUGUGGCAUGGGUAAAGCAAGAUAGUUUAUCAUGCCUGUUACUCAGUGCUUCUAUGGACCAAACUAUCCUGCUCUGGGAGUGGAACAUGGAGAAAAACAAAGUGAAAGCCCUUCACUGCUGCAGGGGACAUGCUGGGAGUGUAGACUCCAUAGCUGUUGAUUGCACAGGAACUAAAUUUUGCAGUGGAUCCUGGGAUAAGAUGUUAAAGAUCUGGUCUGCAGUACCUACAGAUGAAGAGGAUGAAAUGGAAGAAGCAGUUAACAGACCACGAAAGAAACAGAAAACUGAACAAUUGGGAUUAACAAGGACUCCCUUGGCAACUCUCUCUGGCCACACAGAAGCUGUCUCCUCUGUGCUGUGGUUAGAUGCUGAAGAAAUCUGCAGUGCAUCAUGGGACCACACAAUUAAACUCUGGGAUGCUGAGACUGGAGAUCUCAAAUCAACUUUGACAGGAAACAAAGUAUUUAAUUCUGUUUCCUACUCACAACCCUGUCGUCGUCUCGCAUCCGGGAGCACAGACAGACACAUUAGGUUGUGGGAUCCUCGUGGCAAAGAUGGCUCCUUGGUUCUCCUGUCUCUGACAUCUCACACGGGCUGGGUGACAUCUGUGAAGUGGUCACCUACCCAUGAGAAUCAGCUGAUCUCUGGUUCUCUGGACAACCUUGUGAAGCUCUGGGACACAAGGAGUUGCAAAGCUCCUCUUUAUGACUUGGCUGCUCAUGAAGACAAGGUUUUGUGUGUGGACUGGACAGAAGCAGGGUUGCUGUUGAGUGGAGGUGCAGAUAACAAACUGUAUUGCUACAGCUACCCAGCUACAGCUUCCAAUGUUGGAGCAUGAAUGUCAACUGCCAGAAGACUUCAUUAUUUUUGCAGUAGUUAUUCUCUGUUAGCAUCCCCACACAACCAACGCCUUGAAGAAAGGAGGGCUGUUUUGUUGCUUGAGAGCUGUUCUUAGUUUUUGUUGGUAAUCUGUAUUUGUCACAGAAAAAUGGAAGUAGCAUGAAAUGAAGGAGUUUUCUUCCAUUUUGAUGGCUUUGAUUAAAUAUCUUUUGAAUGACUAUUUGUAAUUUAAUAAGGAGUAAACUGCUGAUACAGAAAAAAUUACUCUCUGGACUUUACAUGCUUUCAUUUGAAAAAAAACCCCAAACUUUUCUUUACAAUUCUUGGCUUUAAUGCUUCGCUUCAGACAAAAAUCAGACUUCAGCAUACCUUUCAGUAUGGCUGUUGGCAGUUCUUAACAAUUAGGUCCUUAAUUGUUGAACCAAGGCUUCUUGCUAGGAAAACAGUACAUUUGCAGUGCAAAUGGUGUGAUAUACAGGAACAUGACAGAUUUAGGGGCAAAUGUUGCUUACAAGUUAAGGCUGUAAAUUGUAUGAAUGCCUGCCUCGUGCUACUGUUCAUGUUAUGUUGCGGUAAAAUCAAUGUGGUAUCUUACUCCUAAAAAGCAGCAGAUGUGCAGAAACAACUGGAAGAUCACCCAGAGGAAGCAGAACUAAAGAUAAAGAAUCAAUACAAAAAGUUGCAGUAGCUGUUAGGUUGCUGGAGGUUAAGUAAUGUCCAAACAUGCUUAUUUUCUCUGCUGGUGCUCUGCUUUUAAUUCAGCAUUUAAAUGAAAAAGCUAUUACUGCAGUUUGUUAGAUGCUAUAUAUGUGAUGUUAAGCCAGCACAAAGUUUAACAAUAUGAAAAGAGAACUUUACUAUCCUCCCUAAUGUCUUAGCUUUCAAUAAAUGCAAGAGCUGUACAGCACAAACAAGUCAAAUGCUGUAAUUGCAAGAUUAGGAAUUUUUCUUCGAAGUGUCAAAACUCUGACCUCCAGGACUACAGUAUGGAGAAGUUCUGAGUAGGCAGUUCGGGAAAUACCAGAUCAAAAAAAUUACGGAGAAAAUGGAAAAGAUUUGGUCCCUCCCUUGGCUCUUCAAGUAAUGUAUGGCAGUGAACAGACUAGUCUUUACUUACAGAUGCUGCUUCCAAGGAAGUAGUUGUCUUUCAUCUUACUAUCUAUCUGCAUGU
Molecule: messenger RNA, 2505 nt
Organism: Colius striatus (speckled mousebird)
Lineage: Eukaryota; Metazoa; Chordata; Aves; Coliiformes; Coliidae
Gene: WDR12
Product: WD repeat domain 12
Exons: 13
Coding region: 97-1332 (411 amino acids)
Biological process (GO): maturation of LSU-rRNA from tricistronic rRNA transcript (SSU-rRNA, 5.8S rRNA, LSU-rRNA); ribosome biogenesis; maturation of 5.8S rRNA from tricistronic rRNA transcript (SSU-rRNA, 5.8S rRNA, LSU-rRNA)
Cellular component (GO): PeBoW complex; preribosome, large subunit precursor
Molecular function (GO): protein binding
Source: RefSeq, a predicted model, not a curated record